AUGGUUGCUGUUAAAUCCAUUUCACUCCUCUUCGCCCUAGUCACCGAGAGUCUCGUCGCUUCUCAGAAUCUAAUAUUCACUCGCAAGGUCAACGUCGUAGUGAUUCCUAGACCGACUACUACGACUUUUACCGACGUCAAGACCAUUACGGAAACCACACAAGCUGAUCCUGAUGUCGAGACUGCCAUUGAGACGAAAGCUGAUGUGACGACUACUAUUGAAGUUCGACUUCAUACUACGACCUCAAUAUCAACAUCCUCUAGGACAAUCACAGCAUAUACCACCACAAGCACUAUCCAAGCCCCGGCCGGCUCCACCCCUGCUAAGGGCUCUGACUGGCGGCCCAAGAUCAAAGCCCGAGACAGCCUCAACACCCUCAAAGAGAGGGCUGCAGUCGAGCUUUUCCCAGCUGGACUUCAGUCAAACCCUGAGUAUGUUCAACGCGUCGACUGUACAAAGAAGGUCCCAAGUACGUCCAUAAAGGUCACGACCAUCACGGUGAAGGGAACCCGCGUUACCGCCAGCCCAAAGACCAAGACCAAAGUUAUCACAUCGUCUACGACUACUGAACUGCAUGUCAAGCUUGGGCCAACAGUCGUUACCGUUUGCAGAGUUGCUCUCAGAUAG
Molecule: messenger RNA, 627 nt
Organism: Fusarium graminearum PH-1
Lineage: Eukaryota; Fungi; Ascomycota; Sordariomycetes; Hypocreales; Nectriaceae
Exons: 3
Coding region: 1-627 (208 amino acids)
Source: RefSeq, a predicted model, not a curated record